This is a messenger RNA of Wasmannia auropunctata (little fire ant), 2598 nucleotides long. It is a transcript of the gene shakB, whose product is annotated as innexin shaking-B. Lineage: Eukaryota; Metazoa; Arthropoda; Insecta; Hymenoptera; Formicidae. Gene Ontology annotation, molecular function: gap junction channel activity. The record is from RefSeq and is a predicted model, not a curated record. Bases 1409 to 2530 code for a protein of 373 amino acids. The transcript has 6 exons. Gene Ontology annotation, cellular component: gap junction; plasma membrane.
CUCUUUCUCUCUCUUUCUCUUUCCCGGUCUGGAUUGUCACCGGAAAACAAUACCCGAGGGAGAUCGUGGGACAAGGUAUUUUGAGAGCUCGCAUCUCGCCGCGGCCUGCGUUCCUCGACGAAUCGAAAAACUCGCAGGGAUGCGCGAGAUCGACGGAUCCGCGCGUGUCACCGAGACCGACGGUGUCACUCGAAUAUUUGUGUAUUCGAGCAGCCGAGAUUAGAAACUACGAAGAUACGAAGACACGUGAAUGAAGAAUACAAGAAGAAUGCGCGGGAGGACUGUUGCCGUGGGAACAGCGGCAUUUAUUCGAAGAUUCCCGUCACCGUCGAUCGCAACGCGAUUCGGCGAUCGAGGGAUCGCCCGUUGCUGCAAGCUUUAUCGAAGUAAACGCUCAUCCGUCGUGUGAGAUGGAGUAAACGCGAAGAAAGAGGAGACGCACACACGGAGAGCGCGCACUGUGAGAGGGUUGCACCGCGUUUCUCUUGCGGGGAGAAAUGUGAGACUGGUUAACGUCGUUCAGAAAAUUGAAUGCCAAAGACGAACAAUAGUCGCUACUUAAGAAGACAGUAUUUAUAGCAGUAAGAUUUAAUAUAACGUAUAGUUUGCGAUCGGCCAAAGGAUCGACCAAAGAUAGUACACGUAUAGAUCUGCCAAAGAUAUCCGAGUGAUUAUUAAAAAGCGAUGCAUAUGAAAUAUAUACAGCGUACGUAUAUUUUUGACGAGCGAAGGAUAUUUUCUUGCGAACCAGAACGGGACCGUAGGGACAGUAAUCGGAAAAAAAGAAGUAAGUGAUAAAGUGAAGUAGAUCUCUUUUCGGAAAGCUACGAAAGUACAGCACGAUCGAGUGGAGACGGAUGUCUGCACGAGUCGAGUCGAGAUAUGCAUAGUUUAUAACGGAAUUGCACGCCGUGUAACUAACCAAAAGUGCCUGCAUCCUGCCAAGCGUACAUAUAAGGAACUCUCGCUUCCUUCAUGAUUCUACGAAACGGCGCUUCCAGCGGUAGGUGCAUCGUGACGAGUAGAUAUAGGCUAUCAUCACGCUGUCGAUAUGCAUAUGUAUUACUUUGCCCGAUUUCUGUUUUAACAUCGUAGUAGUUGGGAAAUAUAGACUAAACAGGAAAAUGUACGGUUAACUUUUUUUUUUUUUUAAGAUCCAUGUGCGUUUACGGGACGUUCGCUUCAAGUUACGGACUCGUGUCGCGCUCGAAAGUGAAAAAGUGGACGAAAAGCGAAACAUUGACGCGGCCGCAAAACGAUCUCGAAAUCGGGAACGGUGGAGGAUGUGGGAGAAGAACGAUCGAGCGACGUGGAAGGACGCAUAAUUCUGCGGGGACGUUACUCUGGGGAAUCGCCGUGGCCCGGCGUAGCCUCUGACCCCUUAUUCUGGUAUCGUCCUGGUACCAAGAUGCUGGACAUAUUUCGCGGUCUGAAGAGUCUCAUAAAAAUCUCGCACAUCCAUAUCGACAGCGCCGUAUUCCGCCUGCAUUACAGCCUGACUGUGAUCCUGCUGAUAGCGUUCUCCCUGAUCGUCACGACCCGCCAGUACGUCGGCAAUCCCAUCGAUUGCAUACACAGCAAGGACCUGCCCGAGGACGUACUCAACACUUACUGCUGGAUACACAGCACGUACACGAUAACCGCGGCGUACCGGAAGAGAGAGGGCCUGGAAGUGCCCUUUCCCGGCGUCGACAAUUCCAAACAGUAUCCCGAAUCCGAGCGGAAGGAGUACAGAUACUACCAGUGGGUCUGCUUCAUGCUGUUCCUCCAGGCGAUCCUCUUCUACACCCCGCGCUGGCUCUGGAAGGGCUGGGAGGGUGGCAAGAUUCAUGCCCUUAUGAUGGACCUCGACAUCGGGCUCUGCUCCGAGGUGGAGAAGAAGCAAAAGAAGAAGAUGCUGCUCGACUACCUUUGGGAGAACCUGCGUUUUCACAAUUGGUGGGCCUACAGGUAUUACCUGUGCGAGGUCCUCGCGCUGCUGAAUGUGAUCGGUCAGAUGUUUCUGAUGAACCGCUUCUUCGACGGCGCUUUCUUGACCUUUGGCAUCGACGUACUCAGGUUCCUCGAAUCCGAUCAAGAAGAUCGAGUGGACCCAAUGAUUUACGUCUUUCCACGAAUGACCAAAUGCACCUUCUACAAGUACGGCGUCAGCGGGGAGGUCGAGAGACAUGACGCCGUCUGUAUACUGCCUCUCAACGUCGUGAACGAGAAGAUCUAUGUCUUUCUGUGGUUCUGGUUCCUUUUCCUCGGCGUGCUCAGUUUCCUUACGGUUUUAUAUAGGAUCCUAAUAAUAUUUUCGCCGCGCACGAGGGUCUACCUGUUGCGAAUGAGGUUUCGUUUGGUACGGAGGGACGCCGUGGAGACCAUAGUGCGUCGCAGCAAGGUCGGCGAUUGGUUUCUUCUCUACAUGCUGGGCGAGAAUUUGGACACCGUGAUAUACAGAGACGUGAUGCACGAAUUGGCGAACAAGCUCGCCACGCGGCAUCACCACGGCGUAUCGGGAGUGAAGGGCGAGCUUCAAGAAGCCUGAUCGAGGUUGCCUCGGAGGGUCGGCACGUUCGAUUCGCCGCUGCCGCAGUCCUGCCCUCACCCUGCAUC